This is a messenger RNA of Apis mellifera (honey bee), 1641 nucleotides long. RefSeq names its product cuticle protein 18.7. The transcript has 2 exons. The record is from RefSeq and is a predicted model, not a curated record. The coding region runs from base 132 to 1013 and encodes 293 amino acids. Lineage: Eukaryota; Metazoa; Arthropoda; Insecta; Hymenoptera; Apidae.
CGCGUCUCAUAGUCAUCUCCUCUCGCAACGAUCCUCCUCUCGAGAUCACGAUCCCUGAGUGAGUCAGAGAAUCGGGCAGGAAGGAAGCCUGAGAGAAGCCUGAAAGGAACGUCUCUAGAAGAACGAUCAUCAUGGGGCCGGUUGCCGUUGGUUUGCUGUUGGCGUGCCUCGUCUCCGCGGCGUCCGCCAAGCCGGGGAUCUUGUCCGGGCCCCUGAUCGCCACUCUGACCCCGGCGGCGCCGGUUGGGCCGGACGGCCGGGUGCUGGACACGCCGGAGGUGGCCGUGGCCAAGGCGGAACACGCGGCCGCCCAUCUCAACGAGAGAUUGAAGCUGGCCGACGAGGCGGCCAGGUCGGGCGGCGGUGGCCCCUCGCCAUCUCAGGCGACCGUCACCCUCAAACAGCCCUCCCUGCUGGUAGCAACCCCGAGCGUCUUGGUGCCGGGCGCGCCUCUGGGUCCUGACGGAAGGGUGGUCGACACGCCCGAGGUGGCCGUGGCUAAGGCGGCUCACGCAGCGGCCCAGGCGAACGAGAGGCUCAACUUGGCCAACGAGGCGGCUAGGUCCGUCGCUGCGGAUCUCAACAGACCGCUGGUACCUCUGGUCACGAACGGAAUAGUGGCGCCAGCAGUGAUCCAGGCGGCAACGGUGGGCCCCGACGGAAGGGUGCAGGACACGCCGGAAGUGGCGGCGGCGAAGGCGGCCCACGCGGCGGCCCAGUUCAACGAGAGGAUCAACCUGGCCAACGAGGCGGCCAGAUCAGGGGGGACUAUAGUGACGGCUGCCCCGGCAGUGGCGGUGCCCCUAGUGGCCAGCAACGCUGUCGUGGUGCCAGCUGCGCCCAUCGGCCCUGACGGAAGGGUGCAAGACACCCAGGAAGUGGCCGUGGCGAAGGCAGCCCACGCGAACGCUCAUCUGAACGAGAAACUGAACCUGGCCAACGAGGCAGCCAAGUCUGCCGACGUGCUUGCUGUUGCCGGCCCCGCGCUCGCCUAUGGACGCCUCGUCUAUUGAUUGAACCGGUAUCGUUUCUGACACGUUCACCGCUUGCUGCUCGAGUUACUCACACUAGGAGUAGGAAAUCAUGAAAUUUUGUCGUUCGAAAAGGCAAGAGAAGCUUUCAUAAUAAUCCAUAUCAAGUAGUGAUUCAUGAUAUAUAUAUAUAUAUAUGUAAUGUGUGUGUAAAGUUUUCCGACGUAGAAAUAGCUUUUUGUAUGAAAAUUAUUCGUGUUAGAAUAUUAUCGUAGGUUAUCCAGGAUUUGGUCAUCGCAGUGAACGUGUUAAUUAAAAAUAAACGAAGGAUCAUUCGUGAUUAAUUAGUCGAUACUUAUUAGUUGCUCGUAGCGAGGGGAACAUGGGGAUGGGGAACACACGAUAUUCGGUGUUCUCUCGAAGAAGGUAUACCUUUUUUUUUUUCUUCCAACGAUUCGAUUGGCCAGCUUCUGUUUUAUCGUUUAAUUAUUAGAUUCGAGAGCAGAAAAAAAAAUGGGCAAAUUAAUCGUCAUUGCUUUCUUAUCCUUUUCCGUGAUCCUUUUAAUUUUGUGAUGUUAUGAUUUCGAAAAGAUAAAAUUGUUGAAAUACUGCCAUGUAGAAGUGAAACGAUGAUUGUAGACUGGUUUAAAUAAAGUGAAUUUUGAAGAAA